CUGCAAAUAACAACCGCAUCUGGACUAUAAAUAGGGCAUCCGAUGAACUGAUUUGAGUCACCAUUUCUACCAGCACUGCCACACAUAGCAACCCACGAAUAUGGAUUUGUUUCUGCUACUCGUCUCAUUGAUUUUGAUUGUCGGAGGACAAGGUAACCAGCAUGCUAGUUCUGCCGAUGCGGCCAAGAUGACGCUGACAAACAUGCAGACACAGACGGCAUAUUGGGAGGCCGCGCUUCCAGGAAUUCCCAUUCCCCCGGCAAUCAGCGACCUGUUAGCCCAACCAAAAGGGCAGCAAAAAAUUGGACCAAACUAUGAAAGAGUCAACUCAGAAGGUGGUCACAGGGACAACCAUGUUCAUAUCAUAUCACAGGUUAAAGAUGAUUUAAAAGAGGCCCAUGGUUCUCAUGGUGAAGAGAGUAGAAAGAAGGUCAUGAUGACACAUGAGCCAAUAAUUGGUAAGGAUCUGAGGAGACAACCAUUGUCACAUGUGUUACAAGCUAAUAAUUAUGUGGAAGAAAAAAAUGCUGCGCAUAGAACAAAAAUCGAAGAAAAUCUGAAUGAAAUAUCAGUGCCAUAUGGGUCAGAGAGUGACAACAAUUUUAAGAAAGUUUCAUUAAAUUUGAAGAAGAUCCUUGCAGCAUAUACAACACUGAAAGAUGAAAACCUUAAGGAAAUAUCAGUGUCAUAUGGAUCAAAAGUUGGAGAAGCCCACGAAAAAGUUUCAGGGUCAUAUAGGUUAGAAGGUGAAAAUAAUUCAAAAGAAAUAUCUCUGUCUUAUGGUAUAAACAGCGAUGAUACUCCAAAGGAAGAAUUGGCACAUGAAGAAAAUGUAAAGGAAAUCUCAGUGUCAUAUGGGUUAGAAGGUACAAAGUGUUUAAAGAAAGUUGCACUAAAUUUAAAGAAGAUCCUUGCAGCCUACACACCUUGGAAAGAUGGAAAUCUAAAGGAAAUAUCUGUGUCAUAUGGAUCAAAAGGCCAAAAGAUUUCAAAGGAAGCAUCAGGAAUAUCUGGGUUAAAAGGUCAAAAGGAUUUAAAAGAAAUCUCAGUGUCUUAUGGUGUUGAUGACCGUGAAAAUCUGAAGGAAAUAUCUGUGUCAUACAGAUCAAAAGAUCAAGAAACUCUGAAGGAACACUCAGGAUCAUAUGAGUUAGAAGGUGAAAAGGAGUUAAAAGAAAUCUCAGUGUCUUAUGGUGCAGACGGCCAUGAAAAUCGAAAGGAAAUAUCGGUAACAUAUGGAUCAAAGGACCAAGAAAUUCGCAAGGAAGCAUCAGGAUCCUACGGGUUAAAAGGUGAAAGGGAUUUAAAAGAAAUCUCGGUGUCUUAUGGUGUAGACGGCCAGGAGAUUCUAAAGGAAGGCUCCACAUCACACGAAGAAAAUUCAAAGGAAGUCAGUAUGUCAUAUGGGUCAGUUGAAGAGAAAGAUGAACAAGCCGACGUUCUGAAUCAAGUAAAAGGAGAGGGGAGCCACCAUGUUCACGCUCACAGCUACAAGAACAAGAAAGAGGCGGAUGUCUUUUUCUUCCACGACAUGUUGAGGCCAGGGUCCUUGAUCACUCCGACCAUCCCGCCGACCGCCUCCAUGCCGGCGCUUCUCUCCGGUGACGUCGCCGACUCCAUCCCAUUCUCCACGGAACACCUCUCCGACAUCAUCACGAUGUUCGCGCCGGCGUCACUCACGAUGACCAGAGAGAUACGGUGGACGCUGGACACUUGCGAGCACCCACGAACGCUCCCCGGCCAGAAAGCAGGCUGCGCCACCUCCUUGGAGUCCCUCGUCGAGCUGCCGGCGUCCCUCCUUGGGAGGGGCAACGUCCGUGCGUUCUCCGCCGUGGAUCUGCCCAUGGAUGGCCCGGGGACACCGGCGCUUAGGGGGAGGUACAACGUGACGGCUGCACGGAAGCUCUCCGGUUCAUCAUCUGAGGUCGUGACCUGCCAUGACCUGACCUACCCGUACUCAGUGUACUACUGCCACACGUCCAGGCCUACGUCUGCGUACAUGGUGACGCUGGCGAGUGUGGAGGAGGGUGCAUCUCCGACGACGAUGGAGGUCAUGGCCGUGUGCCACCUUGACACGUCAUUGUGGAGCCCGAAGAACUCGUUCUUUGAGCUGCACAACGUUAGGCCAGGUGAUGUGGCAGUGUGCCACUUCCUCACUAAGCUGAGCAUCAUCUGGGUGACCGUGGAUGAGCAUGCCGACGCACGGUAGAAGGGAGUGCUCACGCCCGGCCGCACCUACUUAUCUGCUCAUGUUAGCUAUAUAUGGCCUAUGGCAUGAAUACGAUGUAGACUGAUUGACGUGUAUCGAGAUAUGUGGUAUGAGAUAAUUGAGUGUUGCCAUCCGUGA
Molecule: messenger RNA, 2347 nt
Organism: Triticum aestivum (bread wheat)
Lineage: Eukaryota; Viridiplantae; Streptophyta; Magnoliopsida; Poales; Poaceae
Exons: 4
Coding region: 101-2209 (702 amino acids)
Source: RefSeq, a predicted model, not a curated record